This is a messenger RNA of Calliphora vicina (urban bluebottle blowfly), 1798 nucleotides long. RefSeq names its product prolyl 4-hydroxylase subunit alpha-2-like. The coding region runs from base 182 to 1741 and encodes 519 amino acids. Lineage: Eukaryota; Metazoa; Arthropoda; Insecta; Diptera; Calliphoridae. The transcript is spliced from 9 exons. Gene Ontology annotation, cellular component: endoplasmic reticulum. Gene Ontology annotation, molecular function: protein binding; L-ascorbic acid binding; procollagen-proline 4-dioxygenase activity. Gene Ontology annotation, biological process: peptidyl-proline hydroxylation to 4-hydroxy-L-proline; signal transduction. The record is from RefSeq and is a predicted model, not a curated record.
AAAUUUUUUAACUAAAGAAAAAAGUUAAGGGGGUAGUGCAAAUUUACCACUACGCCUGAGUAGUUUAAGAAAGUACGCGAGUGCAACACCACGUCUAAAUUGUGUUGAAAGAAAAACGAAAUUAUUUUAUAAUAAUUUGAAACCAAAAAAAAUAUAAAAAAAAUAAUAAUAAACACGAAACAUGCGUUUAAAAAGUUUCUCGUUAUUCGCAAUAAUAUUAUUGUUUAAAUUAUUGCUGUUAGUUUCUAGUCACAGUGAUAAUGAAAAGAGUUUAUCCACAUCCAUAUCCGGUAUGGUACAGCUGCUGGAAACGGAAAUGCAAUUAAUCGAUAGUGUUGAAAAAUAUGCCGCUGUAUUGCAAAAGAAAGUGGAUGCUUUAAAAAAUUUAGUGCAAGAAUUAAAAGCAGAAAAUGAAAAAUCUGCUAAUAAACGCGAGGAGUAUCUAUUCAAUCCCCUAAAUGGAUUUUCUCUCAUCAGACGCAUGCACAACGAUUGGCCUAAAAUCGAAUUGUUUAUGAGAGAACCAGUGGGUGAAGUUCAUAUUGAUGUUAUACGCAACUAUCGACCAGAAAUGCCAACAGCCACUGAUUUAGAGGAAGCCUCUGAAGCCUUAAACCGCCUGCAAACAGUUUAUGAUUUAAAGGCGGCCGAUCUAGUGCAGGGUAUAUUAAAUGGCAAACAACACGACGCCAAAUUAAAAUCAAUUGAUUCCUAUUUUAUGGGGCAUUAUUUGUUAAGUAAACAACUUUAUUAUCCCGCCGGUUUUUGGCUGUAUUCAUCCAUUAUGAAUUAUGAGGAGGAAAAUGAUUUCAAUAGAAUUACCGAUUUUGGCAAAGAGAAACCUUUGGAAUUAUAUGCGGAAACUUUAAUAUUGCAGAAUCGCCCCAAAGAUGCUUUAAGUUCUAUUACCCAGGCUUCUGAUUUGCUGCCAUUGGAUGCUCGUCUAUUGAAUCGUAAAAAUCAAAUACAACAAUUGGCCAAUAUUUUUGAUGGUCCGGCGAUGCAUUUCCCUACACCACAUGUAUACAACUACGAACGUGGCUGUCGUGGAGAAUUCUCCAAUCAAACAUCCAAAAUGUAUUGUCUCUACAACACAACCACAACGCCAUUUUUACGAUUGGCACCCAUAAAAAUGGAGAUAAUACAUUUGGAACCCUACAUGGUGCUCUUCCACGAUGUGAUAUCCGAUGAAGAAAUCGAACAUUUGAAAAAUUUAGCUCGACCCAAUUUGAAACGUGCCACAGUGUAUAAUGAUGAAAAGGCUCGUUCAUUGGUGGUGAACACAAGAACAUCGAAGUUUUCAUGGUUCCAAGACAACACAGAUGAAAUAACGAAACGCAUCAAUAAACGAAUAAUUGAUAUGACCGGAUUCGAUAUUGUUGGUUCGGAAAUGUUGCAAGUAAUGAAUUAUGGUCUGGGUGGUCAUUACGAUAAGCACUUUGAUUUCUUUAAUGUGACUGCGGAUACUGCCGUGGUGGCCAAAGAAGGUGAUCGUAUAUCUACAGUAUUAUUUUAUCUAACUGAUGUAGAACAAGGUGGCGCCACAGUUUUUCCCAACAUAAAGACCGCCGUGUUUCCCCGCAAGGGUUCUGCUGUCAUGUGGUACAAUCUCGAUAAUAAAUUGGAGGGUGAUUACCUGACUUUACAUGCAGCUUGUCCUGUUAUAGUGGGUUCCAAGUGGGUUUGCAACAAAUGGAUUCGUGCCAAAGCUCAAACAUUUAGAAGACCGUGUUAUAAAUAGUAUUAGUUUUUAUUUUAAAUUGUAGCAAAUAAAAUAUUUAUUAAAAGAAAAGAAAAA